This is a messenger RNA of Ixodes scapularis (black-legged tick), 7299 nucleotides long. Its product is annotated as zinc finger protein 883. Gene Ontology annotation, biological process: regulation of transcription by RNA polymerase II. The transcript has 2 exons. The record is from RefSeq and is a predicted model, not a curated record. Gene Ontology annotation, cellular component: nucleus. Bases 240 to 2072 code for a protein of 610 amino acids. Lineage: Eukaryota; Metazoa; Arthropoda; Arachnida; Ixodida; Ixodidae. Gene Ontology annotation, molecular function: RNA polymerase II cis-regulatory region sequence-specific DNA binding; DNA-binding transcription activator activity, RNA polymerase II-specific.
GGGUUGUUUGGGCCAGUUUGGCGGGUUUGGUGCUAGCGGUGAGGGUCACUGAUCUAUGUUGCAGGUGCUUGGCUUGGUGUCUCGACGUCUCGACCGUUUGGGACUUCUGACCACUUUGUUUUGUACGCUCUGAACUUUGGACGCCUGAAGAAGUCGUGAAACGUUCGCCCGUUCCGUGGUCCCUACGGUUCGGUGGAGCUGGGGCGAGAUCUGACGCAGCUGAACACACGUCUUUUCUAAUGGAGCAGUUUACGGAGCAGGGGGAACGAGCUGCACUGUUGGGAGAGACCAGCUGCAUGUUGAAAGCCACCGAAGAGAUUCUGUUCAGAUGCUGUUUUUGCGACCAUGUCACCACAGAUCCGCGUGAACUCACGAGCCACCUUCUUGGCCAUGGAGACGAAGAACAGCCCAAGGACCAGCAUUGUUUCUCAUUGCUUAGAUCUAGGUCCAUAUUAAGUACUCCUGUAGUGAUCGACAGACCUGGUACGUCGCUGAACUCUUCCAGCACCCUGAAUGUGCCCGAAACCUUCACCGAGCUUGUGUACAUUCCGAUUCACGUGGCUGAAAAACCCUUUGGGUGUGUACUGUGCCCCCAAACUUUCAGAAAGCCUGAAUUUUUGACAAUUCACAUUAGAGAGCACACAGGUGAAACACCGUACAAGUGCAAGCGUUGUCCCGAAAGUUUUUCGUCUAAGCGGGGCUUUGCCACCCACACUCGAAUGCACAAAAAUGAAAGACCUUCCAAGGACGAGUUAUGCCCCGAAAGCCUUGUUUAUCCUAAGGCCCUGACCAGUCCCACUGAAACAUACACUGCUGAAAAACCUUACAAGUGCGAGCAAUGCCCUAAAGCCUUUGUUCUGAGUUAUACUCUUAACGACCAUAUGCAGACACAUAAAGGUGAAAGACGUCACAAAUGUGAGCAUUGUGCCAAAACCUUUAUUCGGAGAUCCUGUCUUAUCAGCCACAUGUUAUUGCACAAAGAUGAAAACCCUUACAAGUGUAAGCUAUGCCCUAUGACUUUUAUUCGGCUUGGAGCCCUGGCUAAGCACAUUCAAACACACACAGUUGAAAACCGUUUCAAGUGCAAGCUGUGUCCCAGAGCCUUUGAUGGAAGCUCUAAACUGAAGUACCACAUUCGAACACACAAGGGUGAAAAACCUUACAAGUGCAAGCAUUGUCCUAAAGCUUUUGUUGCAAGUGAUGCUCUGAAAGACCACAUUCUAACACACACAGCUGAAAAACCUUACAGGUGCGAGCAUUGUCCUAAAGCUUUUGUUACAAGAGGUGCUCUGAAGCACCACAUUGCAACACACACAGAAAAAAAACCUUACAAGUGCGAGCAUUGUCCUCGUGCCUUUGCUUGUAAGAGCCGUUUGAUUAUGCACAAUGAAGCACACACGUGUGAAAUGCCAUAUAAAUGCAAGCAGUGCCUCGAGGCGUUCAGUCGACUUGAACUGUUGACCGAUCACAUUGAAACACACAAGGAUGAAAAGCCUUAUCAGUGCCCCAAAUCUCUUUCUCAGAGUGAUUCUCUUGAUGGCAAUAUUCAGACAUUUACCCGUAAAAUAUGUUACAAGUGCAAGCAUUGUCCCAAAGUCUUUGCUGGGAAACAUGCUCUUGCCAACCAUGUUCGCUUGCACAAAGGUGAAAAGCCUUACAAAUGCAAGCAGUGCCCUAAAGUCUGUAUUCGAAGUGAUACUCUUAGUAACCAUAUGCUGACACAUAAAAGUGGAUACCGCCACAAGUGUGAGCAUUGUGCUAAAACCUUUCUUCGAAGGUCCUAUUUUAUCAGCCACAUGCAAUUGCACAGGGAUGAUAACCCUUACAAGUGCAAGCAUUGUCCCAAAGUCUUUGCUUUGAAAUAUGGACUUGUCAGGCAUGUUCGAACACACGCAGGUGAAAAACCUUACAAGUGCGAGCAAUGCCCUGAAGCCUUUACUCGGAAUGAUGCUCUUAGUCACCACAUGCAGACACAUAAAAGUGAAAAACGCUACAAGUGUGAGCAUUGUACGAAAACCUUUGCUCGGAGAUCCUAUCUUAUCAGCCACGUGCGAGAAAAGCACACUGGUUAAAGGCCUUAUAAUUGCAAAGCAGGCCGAAGUCCUUUGGAAUGUUUAUCGAAUCCAUCACUCGAGCAUGUGUGUUACAAUUGCUGGCCAUCUCGGAACAAUUAUUGAUUUGUCUUGCUUCAGCAGGCACGUGUGAAGAUGUAAGCAUCACAAACUUAGACUGAAAUAAAAAAAAAAAAUUUUUUUUAAAGGGUUUAGAUUAGGGGUGGCCAGGCUGACGCGGCCUGAGAGCCGCAAACAAAACCACGAAACUUGUAAGAGCCAAAGGGGGGGACAAACUUUUGUCCAGAGGAAUGAACGAAACUCAAACUACUCUCAAUCUAUCGGAGUCAAAAGUAGUCCAACUGUACGUAAGGUAACAGUAGCACAAGACUACCAAACCGCAACCUCUCCUUUAAUAUAAAACGCGUUCCAUUUCUCUUUUUGGGCAAGCGGUCGUGUGACCGGGAGGGAGGGGGGUGUGUGUGUUGGGGGGGGGUAGUUGUGAGCCCCAUGCGGUUCGCUAGCCGCAGCUUGGCCACCCCUGGUCUAGACAUAUAUUACACAUUUUUUAAAAUUAUUUUUCUACGGGAAACAAUAUUUUUUCGCACAAUGUUUACGCUGUUAGACACAAUUUGGAUGGAGAUCACUGCCUGCUCUAAGCCCUGCCCGCAGAUUAGCGGUCCCGCCCAUUACUAGAGAGUGGCUUGGCUGCUCGGCCAAACAUGCUCGCAAGCCUAGUCUCCCCGAGGCGACGUCCGGUGCAUCUGGUCUGGCAUCUGACACCGCCUGCUAGUUGUGCGGGCAGACGUGCAGCAGCCUCUAGCAUUGUCUGCUAAUCUACCACCAUUUAUCGUCGUCUGCAACACCUGUAAGAUACAGCCAUAAGAGCGGUGCGUCUGCAUCCUCCAUUGCUUGUGUUUGUCUGCUAUUCCACUUCCGUGUAAAGCUCUUUGCAAAGCUCUCAAGACGCGACCAUGAAAGCGGCGUCCUAGCUUUCCAUCAUGCACAAGCAAUGGUACAAUACAAGCAUCUGUCAGCGUCUGUCAAUGUGCAAUAUGUAGUGACCGAAAGGACUGAAAAAAUUCUCCAAAAUAAAUAUGCUGUCCUUUCAGUUUUUCUCUUCUUUUCUUGCAUAGCGGCCACGAUCAAGGAGGGUUAGUGUCAUGACGCACAAUUAAAAAAUGCAACCUAAACAUAUUGCCUUUAGCAGACCAGAUGCACUGCUCAAAACGAGAGCUUCCAGCCUUCGGAAGCGACAUGACAGAAACAUACCUCAACAAACCUGGCAGGAGGUGAACUCCCAAUUUCUUUCUGCGAAAAGGCUCGCAAUUUCUUAACCUCUGUAGUUUACCUCUCAAUACUGAAAGCAUCGUUGCAAUCACGGCAGUUGCAUGAUUAUCAGAGUAGCAGGCCUGAUUUUACGGGAACCAGCGCAUUUAUUCAGGAUCCAAAUGCGGAAACAAACAAAUUAAGCCAGAUCAAGAAAAAUAUUUGACGUGGAAUGCUAGGCUUAUGCAAUACUGUGUUCCCCCCUAAGCUGGGACUGCGGUGGAAGUUAUGUCCUUGUUGGGCCUGUCGUACGCCUCUCUUUCGCCACGUCAUCACGCUCCUGGCCAUACCCAUGCACAAAGAGCCAGAUCAGUUGAUAAGAGGGACGCGGCUGAUUGGACUGGUGGGCACGUAGCUCCCACCGUACUCUGCUUAAAGCGCCGUUCACACUCUUGCAACCGACUUUGACCGAGAGAGACCAGACUGGUUUUUAAGCCUUUUGCGACUUAGGACCGGAUGCGAUGCAGCGGAGCUGGGCCUAAGAGGUCGCGAGAGGCUUAAAAACCGGUCUGGUCUCUCUCGGUCUUACUCGGUUGCAAGAGUGUGAACGGGUCUUAAGGCUGAACAAAGAAUAGUCCCAUUCCGAAAACAGGCACCCUCUCAGCACUUCCGAAGGUGUGUACUUGCGACAGUUGUUCGCUGCAAACUACGUCGGUUGAGGAUAUCUUCCUCUAAACACCUCGGUGGACGCAAAAUGACUCGCACUCGUAAAAACAGGCGAGCUCAACGAGCUUUCUAGCGCCUAAAAUUAAUGGCCGCAAUUGCCGGCAGCCAUGUUUGUUAUCGUUCGAAACCAAAGGCGAAAAGAUGGUCACGUGAUAUUUUCAAAAACAGUAAUGGCCGAAAAAUUGAGCAUAGCUAACACUGUUUCUGGGUGGGGCUUAGAGUGAGCUACUUACACCUAAGCUGGGUCUAACAACAGAAAUAUUGUGCAAAGAAAUGCUUGUUUUCUAUGCAAAAAUUUAGACGAAAUACAUGUCCGAAACAAGCACUUCCAAAAAAAUGUUUAUUUGUUUUCAUUUUAGUGUUCCUUUAGUGGUGUUUUUAUAUAGAUUGACAAAACAUUGGUCUUACCAAUACCCGCAAUGUUAAAAAAAAUGUUUGGUUUACCACAUGUCUUGUGCACAAGGUCUUUCUUGUUUCAACAGAGUGCCACUCCUUGUCAUUGCAUUAAAAUUAAUUGAUGGUGAGUGAAGGAUCACUUAAAGUCAGCUGUGGUGACAAGGCUUAAAUUUUUCUGCUCAGCGAGAUUAAUCAAAAGCAGACUUCUCAAUGGGCUGCAUUGGAACACUAACAGAGUCAUACUUUUGCUCGUUUCCCCAAGGUGCGUUGCUCUAGAUUUGCUGUUUUUGGCUAAAGUAAAAUAUAUCUAAACAUUUUCAGCUUCGUUUUUUGCUUCUUUUACCUUGUCUGAGGAAAUCAAACCUAUUUUCACUGCCUUUGAAACAAUUCCAUGCAAUCACAUCAUUAUCAGUGUCAAUUUUAGUCUGUGUGAAACUACAUGGAAUAAUAACUUAUGGAGUUUCACUGGUGGUGAUUUGUAUACUGAGUUUUUCAGCUUAUUGCGUUUUUUUUUCACUCGAAGUAUUGUUUACUGAAUUUAAACAAAAUGAUGAUAUAGGUGGCAUAGUUGAAAAUUCACACUGUUGCAGAGGUUCUUUACCAAAAUGCUAUGGUGUCUGAGAUCAAAUUGAGUUGUAUAGAAAAGACAAAAUUAUGUGAAUAAAUGGCACCUUUUUUAUGAUCGAGAAUAUGUAAGAAUGGUCUCCAAGCUGGAAUUGUACCGUACAGCUUUUGAAGCCUUUGAGCAUCAAUGAUCUCUGGAUAAGAUUAAAUAAAAGGAUCUUUGGCUUGCAUGAGGCAUUUUGCUCCAUCGCGCAUGCUUACUAAGUCAGAGCGAGCAUGUUUAUGCGAGAAUUUGCGUGUAUUGCAAAGCAAGAAACGAAGAGCAUAUAUCAAAUACAGUAAACUCUCAAUUGAGCGAACUUCAAGGGAUCAAAGGAAAUAAUUCACUUAACUGAAAGUUUACUAAGCUGAAUAUAUGCACUAGAAUAUGGAACAGCAUAGGGCACAGCAUACAUCGAGUCAAAAGUGUGAAAUGCAAUUUAUGGAGUCAAGUACAUUGAUAUGUACAAAGUGCACAACAGUUACGUUUUUGCCUUUCUCAUUUUGAAAAAAGAAUCUAAUUUUCAUUUACACCGGCGCUCUUAAAGCGCAUGAAGUAACAAAGUUGUCCAGAGAGUCUGUUUCUUUGCACUUCCAACGGCAUCGUCUGCGGGCUUGAAAUAUUCCGUGCAGAGUCGUUUCCUGUUAGGAUUGAAUGCAGUUUCUCCUUCAAGCAUCGACUUUUGCUACAAAGUAGCCAAAAGCAUACUUUUAUGUCAAACACAGACCGAAGACUCCAUCAGAACUCCUAAUAGGUUAAUUGAGACAUAUACAAAAUUACCGGCAUAUGAUUGUUCAAUAAAUGAAUAAAUAUCUGUAGAAGUCAGGUCUCCUGCAGGCAUAACACUUUAGUGUCUUGACACUCCAAAAACUGCAGUUUUUUCUACAGGCUAAUUUUCGAAGAGUUGUAUAAACUUUUCUGGCAUGAAAGCUCAAAACUUUCUGCUCAAAAAGUGAGAAUUUCUGCUCCAAAACCCGUUUUUCCCUGCUACAAGAGUUGCUUCGAAUCACCACUCAUCAGUUCCACCACUGAUCUUGUCUUCGUCUUCAUAAAAAAAUACCAAUUCUAAAUGCAGCUUCCAGACCGACAUUUUUGUCGCAGUCCGCGGCCUUGCUCCUUUAUUAUGUAAAGAAAUUCUUAAAACAUCUUUUUUUAAUUUGUGCCCAAGUGCAAAUUUUAGAUCUGUUGCACUAGAAACACGUCCAUUAAGUGUGCUCAUAUACACCCGACAGUAGCUUGAAGCAUCAGCACACAUCCGUCAUGUGACGAGUCCGCCUUCAUGCUUGUUCCAUGGGUCCCUGCUCGGUACACGUGAAAAUUUGUUAGAGAGAGUGAAGCGUUGCUGCUCAGUUCCACUAAGAUGUGUUCGGCUCAUACCCCGAGUGCGCAAACGAAGGAGUGUUCAUCAUGAUCUUGAAACCCCUAGACUGGGAAGGAACUUGACGUUAAAUUAGAGGGGACAGAAGAGAGGAAGCAGACAGCAUCUCAAACUCAGCUAACAAACCCUAUUUCCUACCACGCUUUUCUGUCCACUUCCCAAGGUCAUCCACAAUGCAAAAAAGCAAACAAAGAAACAAGCUUUGUUCUCCAGGUGACCCAAUUUCUAAGCCAGUUCGUUCCAAACACACCAAGGCUCAGAACAAUAUCAGUAGGAGUAGAAGGGACCCAACCAAAAUUGUUCAGCAAAAUUAAGUUCUCUACAAACGGACGUUGAAAGCCCACACACACCCACAAAAGAAAAAACAGGUUGAACUGUAGUUUUAGACUCGUAACAAAGACAGCAAACCACCAAAAUACAUGAACACUCUUUGUACGAUAAACAAGAUGGUAGCUUGACAGCUGUGUGUCGUUUCUUUGGCUCGUCCUAAUCCACUCACUCCGCGUCCCCAGAAAUGUGGUCACCCUGUGUACUCGGCAAAAACCAAAAACACACAUCCAAAAACGGACAUCCGUUCCUUUGCUUUGGUGCUGUGUAAAAAGCAGCUCUCGUCAAAAUGUGCCCUAAAACAAGCCCGAUUCCGUUCGAUCGGCGUGAGGUGACUGUCGUAGACAUGUAUAUUGGAUGUCGUCGAAGAAAGGGUAAAUAGCACAGGCAAGCUGUGUUUGAAACUUGCGACUCUUUUGUCUGAUUUUUAAUCUUCUGUGUCUCCGGUUACUAUGAAAAUAUUGGAUAUUUUGCUUUAUACAAGACAUUUUUCAAAUAAACCCUGUUUGGAUAAUGCAGCACGUUGGGGUAUGUACAUACAAUAUGUU